CGGGCUGCGCGGGCCGCCGGGGGCCCCAGGCUGAGAGGGGCCCGGCGCGGCGCCCCCGCCGCCCGCGCGGGGGCUCCCCCAUGGUGCAGCGGGCUUCGGGAUGUCGAAGACGCUGAAGAAGAAGAAGCACUGGCUCAGCAAGGUGCAGGAGUGCGCGGUGUCCUGGGCCGGGCCCCCGGGCGACUUGGGCGCCGAGAUCCGGGGCGGCGCGGAGCGCGGUGAGUUCCCCUACCUGGGGCGGCUCCGCGACGAGCCCGGCGGGGGCACCUGCUGCGUCGUCUCGGGCAAGGCGCCCAGCCCGGGGGAUGUGCUGCUGGAGGUGAACGGGACGCCUGUCAGCGGGCUCACCAACCGGGACACACUGGCUGUCAUCCGCCACUUCCGCGAGCCCAUCCGUCUCAAGACUGUGAAGCCAGGCAAAGUCAUUAAUAAAGAUUUGCGACAUUACCUGAGUCUUCAGUUUCAGAAAGGAUCAAUUGACCACAAACUACAGCAAGUCAUCAGAGAUAAUCUCUACUUGAGAACCAUUCCAUGCACUACAAGGGCCCCCAGGGAUGGGGAAGUACCAGGGGUGGACUAUAAUUUCAUUUCUGUUGAACAGUUCAAAGCACUGGAAGAGAGUGGAGCAUUAUUAGAAAGUGGAACGUAUGAUGUUUCAGCUGCUGUUAUUUCGUUCACUUCAGGAAACUUCUAUGGAACCCCCAAGCCUCCAGCAGAACCCAGCCCUUUCCAGCCAGAUCCGGUUGAUCAGGUCCUUUUUGAUAAUGAGUUUGACACAGAAUCCCAAAGGAAACGAACUACAUCUGUCAGCAAGAUGGAAAGAAUGGACAGUUCUCUUCCUGAAGAGGAAGAAGAUGAGGACAAGGAAGCUGUUAACGGCAGUGGAGGUGCAGCGGAAAACAGAGAGCGGCAUUCUGAGUCGUCUGAUUGGAUGAAGACUGUCCCAAGUUACAACCAAACAAAUAGCUCCAUGGACUUUAGAAAUUACAUGAUGAGAGAUGAGAAUCUGGAACCACUGCCCAAAAACUGGGAAAUGGCCUACACUGACACAGGGAUGGUCUACUUCAUCGACCACAAUACCAAGACAACCACCUGGUUGGAUCCUCGUCUUUGUAAGAAAGCCAAAGCCCCUGAAGACUGUGAAGAUGGAGAACUUCCUUAUGGCUGGGAGAAAAUAGAAGAUCCUCAGUAUGGGACAUACUAUGUUGAUCACCUUAACCAGAAAACCCAGUUUGAAAAUCCAGUGGAUGAAGCCAAAAGGAAAAAGCAGUUAGGACAGGCUGAUACUGGGUCAUCAAAACCAGAUGUGGAAAAAUCACACUUUACUCGAGAUCCAUCCCAGCUUAAAGGUGUUCUUCUUCGAGCAUCGUUGAAAAAAAGCACAAUGGGAUUUGGUUUUACCAUUAUUGGUGGAGACAGGCCUGAUGAGUUCCUGCAAGUGAAAAAUGUGCUGAAGGAUGGUCCUGCAGCUCAGGAUGGGAAAAUUGCACCAGGUGAUGUUAUUGUAGACAUCAAUGGCAACUGUGUCCUUGGUCACACUCAUGCAGAUGUUGUCCAGAUGUUUCAAUUGGUACCUGUCAAUCAGUAUGUAAACCUCACUUUGUGUCGUGGUUAUCCUCUUCCUGAUGACAAUGAAGAUCCUGUUGUGGACAUUGUUGCUGCUACUCCUGUCAUUAACGGACAGUCAUUAACCAAGGGAGAGACUUGCAUGAAUACUCAGGAUUUUAAGUCAGGAGCAAUGGUUCUGGACCAGAAUGGAAAAUCAGGACACACCUUGAUUGGUGAUCGUCUCAAUGGACUAUCAGAUCCGAGUGAGCAGAGAGCAUCCAUGGCAUCAUCAGGCAGCUCCCAGCCUGAACUAGUGACUAUCCCUCUGAUUAAGGGCCCUAAAGGCUUUGGGUUUGCAAUUGCUGACAGCCCAACUGGACAGAAGGUGAAAAUGAUAUUGGAUAGUCAGUGGUGUCAAGGCCUACAGAAGGGGGAUAUAAUUAAGGAAAUUUACCAUCAGAAUGUGCAGAAUUUAACACAUCUCCAAGUGGUGGAGGUGCUAAAGCAGUUUCCAGUAGGUGCAGAUGUACCAUUGCUUAUCUUAAGAGGAGGUCCUCCUUCACCAACUAAAACUGCCAAAAUGAAAACAGAUAAAAAGGAAAAUUCAGGAAGUUUGGAGGCCAUAAAUGAGCCCAUUCCCCAGCCUAUGCCUUUUCCACCCAGCAUUAUCAGGUCAGGAUCCCCGAAACUGGAUCCUUCUGAGGUCUACCUGAAAUCUAAGACUUUGUAUGAAGAUAAACCACCAAACACCAAAGACUUGGAUGUUUUUCUUCGGAAACAGGAGUCAGGGUUUGGCUUCCGAGUGCUGGGAGGAGAUGGGCCUGACCAGCCUAUAUAUAUUGGGGCCAUCAUUCCUCUGGGUGCAGCUGAGAAGGAUGGUCGGCUCCGGGCUGCUGAUGAACUGAUGUGCAUUGAUGGGAUUCCUGUUAAAGGGAAAUCGCACAAACAAGUCUUAGACCUGAUGACCACUGCUGCUCGAAAUGGCCACGUGCUAUUAACCGUCAGAAGAAGGAUCUUCUGUGGGGAGAAACAACUUGAGGAUGACAGCUCUCAAGCCUUCAUUUCAACACAGAAUGGAUCUCCCCGCCUGAACCGAGCAGAGAUCCCCGCCAGGCCUGCUCCCCAGGAGGCCUAUGAUGUUGUCUUGCAACGAAAAGAAAAUGAAGGAUUUGGCUUUGUCAUCCUCACCUCCAAAAGCAAACCACCUCCAGGAGUUAUUCCUCAUAAAAUUGGCCGAGUCAUAGAAGGAAGUCCAGCUGAUCGCUGUGGAAAACUGAAAGUUGGAGAUCAUAUCUCUGCGGUGAACGGGCAGUCCAUUAUUGAACUGUCCCACGAUAGCAUUGUUCAGCUGAUCAAAGAUGCCGGCAUCACGGUCACACUCACGGUCGUUGCUGACGAAGAGCAUCAUGGGCCACCAUCAGGAACAAACUCAGCCAGGCAAAGCCCAGCCCUGCAGCACAGGCCCAUGGGACAGUCACAAGCCAACCACAUACCUGGGGACAGAAGUGCCCUAGAAGGUGAAAUUGGAAAAGACGUCUCCACUUCUUAUAGACAUUCCUGGUCUGACCACAAGCCCCUUGCACAGCCUGACACCGCAAUGAUUUCAGUUGUGGGCAGUCGGCACAACCAGAGCCUUGGCUGUUACCCAGUAGAGCUGGAGCGAGGCCCCCGGGGCUUUGGGUUCAGCCUGCGCGGGGGGAAGGAGUACAACAUGGGGCUCUUCAUCCUGCGUCUUGCUGAGGAGGGCCCUGCCAUCAAAGACGGCAGAAUUCACGUUGGUGACCAGAUUGUUGAAAUCAAUGGGGAACCUACACAGGGCAUCACACACACUCGAGCAAUCGAGCUCAUCCAGGCCGGUGGAAAUAAAGUUCUUCUUCUUUUGAGGCCAGGCACUGGCUUGAUACCUGACCAUGGUGAUUGGGAUAUGAAUAGUCCUUCAUCUUCAAGUGUGAUUUAUGAUGAACAGUCACCGUUUCCCCCAUCUCCACAUUCUGCUUCCAUGUUUGAAGAGUCUCAUGUGCCAGUAAUUGAAGAAUCUUUAAUGAGAGUUCAGAUUUGUGAAAAGGCAGAAGAAUUAAAGGACACUGUGCAUGAAAAGAAAAGCACUUUAAAUGAAAAGCAAUCUGAUAUAAAACAUCAGUCUCUUCUCCAGAAAAAUGUGAAUAAAAGGGACCCACCCAACAGUCUUGGGCACAGUGACAAGAGAAAUCUCUUAAAAGUAGAAACUGGUAUUCCACAAAGAGGUAGAUCUGCCAGUCCCCAAAAGUCAGCCAGUCGAUACUCAGAGGAACAUUUAGAAAAGAUACCCAGUCCUCUAAAAAAUGAGCCCAAAACAAGACCCCGAGACAGAUCAGUCAGCCCUCGGAAAGGGGAGAACAGUGGUCAGCCGGGCGCCCGGGCAGGGUCUGGACAGGAACACAGCCGGCAAGGCAGAGGACAGUCUUCAAGCCCAAAGAAGCAGCAGAAAACUGAAGGAAGCAAAGACCAGUCCAGUGCGGAAGCCAAAUUACUAGAGCUGGAGAGUCGAAGAGGAGGGGGCCGUGCUCGUGACCGUGCUGAGCGCGUCUGGGACGGGAAAGAAAAAGCCGGUGUUCUCAGGAAAGAUAUGAAGCAGAGUCAGUCUGGAAAAAAUAGAACAAGGUCUCCAGAGGAAAAGAGCAAGAGAAUGGAUGAAAAAUCUCUUCUAGCCAAAAAGACUGAUAACACUACUAGUAGAGCAGCAUCUGAAAAUGACCAAGGAAGGAAAGCAACCUCAGGAGAAACAAGUUCCAGUAAAGAUAAAAUAGGAGAAAGCGUCAAAGUAUCAGAAAAGCGGAAGCAGGAACCUGAAGAAAGAAUGGUCUUAAACAAACCAGAAGAUCACAAAGGAAAAGAACUCGAGGCAGCUGACAAAAACAGAGAGAGUGGAGGGUUCAAACCUGAAAGCGGUUCUCCAGCUAAGAAGACACCGAUAACUCCAGGGCCCUGGAAGGUGCCGAGUGCACACAGAGCCACAGGCACGACUGGUGUGGCCGAGAAACGGCUGUGACCUUUAGUAUAAAACAGAGAAAACCAAGGUGUAAUCUUUUCUUACUAAAGAGCAGCAUUUUUUUUUUAAGUCAUUUUUUCAGAAAUUCUGAAACACACAUAAAGUACAUUUUAACUUGAGCAUCAAGUUAUCGAGGCUGCAUGAGGGGCCUUUAGGAUUGCUAAGAACCACCUGUCCCCUCGGCUGGCUGCCUUCCCCUGUGCUCAGGAAGGAACUGCAUCCACGCACUCUUCUGACAUGCCCAGCCUCUCAUCUGACAUGCCCUGCUCAGGCUGCGCAGCUCGUCUUCAUGAGUGUCUGAACAAAUGACAUUUGUUGAUACUCACAAUGUGGUCACAACUCACUUUAUAUUUGUGCCAAGUUAUCUACUGUAUCAUGUCUGUUCUAUCCUUCUCACUCAGAUAUGUCCACAGUAAUGAAAAAAUUAGGUUUGGCUUGGAAGUUGAUAUUCUCAAUAGCAUGUUGCAUGUUUACAGAGAGAAAUAUUUUAGUUUUGCAGAAGAAGAGAUUGUUAACUCAUCAUUAAAGAUGGCAGUUGCCUCUUCUAACGGCUACUGAUGAAGUCCCAGUUUAAAAAUAAAACUCCAAAACAUCACUACUGUAAAGGAGAAAAUAUAGUCAAAUAUUGACACUUUCUUAUGGUUUUUUAAAUUUGGCUGGAUAAAGUAUUUUAAGUAACUGUUAUAGAUAUUACUUACAAUUGAAUGUUCAAAAUAAGAAAGUACUUUAAGCAAUUAAGAGUUCACCUCCUGCUUUGUUACCAACCCUGACGUAAUAGCGUCUCAGAUCGCCCUUUUAUUUCAGUUAUUUCAUUAUGAAACCACAAAGAAGCAUGUGGUAACACUGCUUAUUGCUGUUUGAAGAAAAACUACCAAAUUUCUGUUUCUGGAUAUUUUGCUUGUACCUACUACUAAGUCAUUAGUUGUUAAUACAUACUACAUAUUUGAAGAGUCGAAAUAUCAUACAGAUUGUGGGAGGGACUUAAUUAUAAACCCAGUUUCACAGCCCACUGCCAGAUCAAGUGCCAGCUCCUCUGGUAGCAGCUGUACAAGUUGGGUUGUUUAGAAGCGGAUCGUGUGUGAGACCUGCUCAGCGAGUACGGACAAACGGGGUGGUAGACAGUGCUUGCUAGAGCUUAUUUAAUUUUAAUUUCUAGUUACAUUAACUUAUUUUAAAACAAGAAAGGGAGACUAAACAUCGGCUUAGCUUGUACAAAUUUUCAGAGUUAUUUUUUAAAGUCUAAUUAAAGAUGUUUGUUAGAAGGUGGAGAGUUUUUUAACUCCAUAAAAUAUAUCCAGGUUUUUCAGUCCCUGAAGCAGAAGUCAGUAGCAUCUAUAAAUAAAGGAACAUUCUCAGAAUAAAGCCAUUUUAUGGAGUAUUUGAACACGCUUCUUCUUCACCCUGGGUUCAUCAUGUUAUUGUGAAACACAUUAUGUCCAACUCCUUCCCUCUCAGUCUGACUGUGAAACUCUUUACUACAACAAGUGACUCAGCCCCUGUAGAUAAGACAUGCUUCCCAAAGUGAGAUUUCUGAAAUCCCAUUUUCAUCCGGAACUAUAUUUACCCACCUACUGUAACUACUUGAAUAGAGCAAAAUUAGGAGGCUUGAUAAAUGCUAAGAAUUUAGUAUCACAGAAAUGAUUUAUUUUCCCUAUAGUCCACAAUUAGUGAUAAAACUCCUAUUUUUAUUGUUAACUGUGACAUAACUUUGAUGUCAUAUGUUGUCAGUCUGAUGUGGCUCUUUCCUUGCUAAGUAACCUGUCACUGUACUGAUUAUAUACUGACUUAGCAAUGUGGCCUUGGAAUGCUAAGCAAAAUAUGGAUGUACUUACUGG
This is a messenger RNA of Equus caballus (horse), 6411 nucleotides long. The record is from RefSeq and is a predicted model, not a curated record. NCBI's taxonomy places the organism in Eukaryota, Metazoa, Chordata, Mammalia, Perissodactyla, Equidae.